AUGAAGAUUUCUAACAAAGUCUUUGUUCAACUAUUUGACCCGUCAGUGACAAAGACUGUUGGUCAUUUGAAGUCGUUGCUGUCCGACGGUUCACUGAAAGAUGUAAGAGUUUUGCUUUAUGGUUUUGGUGGUUAUUCUGAAUCACCCGGUGUUACAACAUGCAGUAUUAGAAGCAUUGGGCCGGGAACUGAAGUCGUUAUACCUGACGGCGCUUCAUCGGUCGUAUUAAGAGGUGCCCUAAUAUAUGGACAUAAUCCUUCAUCAAUAAGUGAAAGGAUUCUCAAGUAUACCUACGGCACUAGUCACACACCAAUUUUUGUAGAGGGAGUUCACCCAGAGUGCAAACGAUAUGAAGCUGAUGACCAUAGUAUUAGAUGUCGUGAUGUCUUCAGCAAACUUGCUACUAUCGGGCAAAGCGUGAAAAUGGGAGAAAACACAAGUAAAGAAAACAUAUACUACAACUUUCCAGUAAGAACAAAGGUGUAUGCUGUUUUGAAAUAA
Ruditapes philippinarum (Manila clam) is the source of this 501-nucleotide messenger RNA. RefSeq names its product heat shock 70 kDa protein 12A-like. The record is from RefSeq and is a predicted model, not a curated record. The coding region runs from base 1 to 501 and encodes 166 amino acids. The transcript has a single exon. Lineage: Eukaryota; Metazoa; Mollusca; Bivalvia; Venerida; Veneridae.